GGGCGAGCUGCUGGGGUUUAGUCGAACAAGUCGGGCAAGGCCACAAAGCUGGAGCCUGUAACGCUGUAGAAACACCGCCUCUCUGCUCUCUAGAGAGAGCAUUACAAGUUUUGUCUCUCACAGUUUAUAAUGGAUGCGGGGGAUGAUUAUCGGGGAAGUCGAGUAAUUCUCCUCCUUAACUAGGAUAAUAAAGUAGACACUUUUGAAAUACAACUUAGCUCUCCUCCUGAAUAUCAAGGUCUUCCUGUUCGAGUUGCGUUGGGCCGACGGGCCGAAGUCUCUCACCAAGGCAUCGGGCUUCUUCCACACACACAGGGUGAAGUGAAGAUUGAAGAAUUGAGAUCGCCCCUGGGAUUCAAACAACAAUUACUAUUGUCUCUGGUAGCAAAGCCAUAAAGAUUAUAAUGGAAUGGGCGGACAAGGCUGUUGGAUUUCUAUUGUCCUAUAUCAGUUUAUCUAUAUUUACUUAUUAUACCUUUUGGGUCAUUAUUCUGCCUUUUGUGAAUAGUGAUCACUUCAUCCACCGGUAUUUUUUACCCCAAGAAUAUGCCAUCUUAAUCCCUGUAUUUGCUGGUAUGGUGCUUCUCUGCUUUCUCUCCAUAUUCAUUGGGUAUGUGAUGCUCAAAUCCAAAAAGAAGAAAGCUUGAUGCAUAUAUUUGCUAUUUUGAUUCUCUGGAGAUGAGUUGGAACACUUUUUGUAGGGGUUUAGUUCCGAAAUGGACAAUCUUACAUGUUGGUCAAAUAAUCUGUAUUUCACUUUCCAUAGCCUUUUCUUUGUGUUUCUCUAAAUGGAAGGAUAUAUUCAAAUGUGCUGUUUUAGAGAUGAAUUGUUUCAAGUAUGAUUUAUAGAAGUUAGUAUUAUUUGUGAACAAUGUAAACCAUGAAGUCCUAGUAACGUGUUACCCACAAGGUGGUAC
Molecule: messenger RNA, 917 nt
Organism: Fragaria vesca subsp. vesca
Lineage: Eukaryota; Viridiplantae; Streptophyta; Magnoliopsida; Rosales; Rosaceae
Product: dolichol phosphate-mannose biosynthesis regulatory protein-like
Exons: 4
Coding region: 405-647 (80 amino acids)
Biological process (GO): GPI anchor biosynthetic process
Cellular component (GO): dolichol-phosphate-mannose synthase complex; endoplasmic reticulum membrane
Molecular function (GO): enzyme regulator activity
Source: RefSeq, a predicted model, not a curated record